Messenger RNA from Pocillopora meandrina, 2967 nucleotides. The record is from the annotation of a GenBank genome assembly. Lineage: Eukaryota; Metazoa; Cnidaria; Anthozoa; Scleractinia; Pocilloporidae.
AUGUUGACUGCUCAGUUCGCCAUAGUAACAGUGCUUCUGUUACCUUACUUGUCUGUUGUUGCCAGACAGAGUAGAGAAUACUAUUCUGCCGAAUGUAGUCCCUCGUGUCAGGUUAGUGAUCAUUAUGAUCUUCUCUUUCUUCCCAAAAGGUUCGUUCUAUUUGGGUAUGAGUCGUGCAGAGUGAGUGAACAAUGAGCAAUAUAAUAAUAAUUUCAGUUCAGUGACUGAACAACAAGUUGAAUAAUUUUACUCUUCAAGGCGUAGAAAUGCCUGGAUUCAGCAAGAUCAACAGUAAAAUGUUCCGAUAUCAAGACAACAAAGAUCCAUUUACUGGUUUAAGACCAAUGAGCCAAUAUUUUUUAUUUCAGUUUCGGACAAUUAUCCUGUGUUUUUUUAAAAUGAGUUUGAUCAAUCAACUCCAAACUACUAACUAUUGAGCGUUAAUAGCCCUCUUAAAUGUAUGUAACAACUUAGAUUAUGAUUCUAAAUUGUCUCUUGCAAAUGGGCAUUCUCUAGAACAUUCUUUCGAGUAUAAAAUAAUCUAUUCUUUAAAUGUAUAAACGAAAAUGGGCCUGAUUGCAUCUCUAAUUUUUUUAGAGCAUCGUAAAACCCAUUAAACUCAAAGGAAUAGUGGUCAUAAUCUUGUUUCACCCAUCUAUCAUACUUGGCAUUAUCAUGCAUAACUCAUUUACUUACAAGAUAUCGCAAUUGUGGAGUAAGCUCCUGUCAUAUAUUGAACAAUCAACAAACUUGAGUGACUUUUACAUGAAGUGAAGGAUAUUUGAUUUUUCACACUUAAAGGCGAGCUGCAAAAUGAAUGUAGCCAUUAGAUAUUUCCAUUUGUUUUAGCAUUAAAUUUUUCAGAAUUGUGGCCAGUAUUUUGGUAUUAUAUUUUUCUUACUGAAUGCGUCUUAUACAUGAGCCUCUGGCACGGAUACACAAAGAAACUUGAUCCCACGCAUUGACAUUAAUAAAGUGAUUAAUUAAUUGAUUGACUGAUCAAAAAAGAGCGGAAAAUCAUUCAGAUAACCCCUCUUUCAUAUCUUUAUUGCAGUUUCCAUUAAUGAUUUUUUUAUCAAUUUAUUUAUCCAUUUUUUGAAGGUAUUGGUCAUAAACCUGAUAUUGUUAUCUUCUAUUUGCGCGUAAUUCACAAUUAGAGAGGUUGCAUGACAAUUGGAAUAAAUUUUCCCUUACAUCAGUGAUUGAUAUGCCCAUGAGUGAAACCUGAAGCUUUCCUGAAGAGAUAUUAAGCAGUACUCGCUUUUCUUUAUUUCACUUUAGUGUUCAGACUCAUCGUCAUCCUCCAAGAGAGGCUGUGGUCCAGGAGUUCCAGGAAUUCCCGGGACACCCGGUGUACCUGGGACCCCAGGGGUGAAUGGUUUACAAGGGCCAGCAGGCACAAAAGGCGAGACAGGAAGCACUGGUCCUCAAGGCCCGCCCGGUCCAUUGAGUGGUAGUUGGAAGCAGUGCGUUUUCAAAAGUAUAAACAAUGGACAAGACAAUGGCCAAGUCGCGGUAGGGAUACGUUAUUACCGGAGUGAAUGGGCGUUUUGUGAUAGCUGGUUACCUGCUCAAUAAUUCGAAAACAUACCGUCGAAACUGCAUAUAUUAAGAGAUCAUAAGGGUUUCAGAGAAGGAGGCUUCUAGUCCAGGCCUUGAGAUAUGUCAAUUUCAUUUAAGUUUUUUAACAAUUUUCCGUGAACGCGUUGGAUAUGAGAUUGUAUAUAGACAACGAGGCGCUUAGCGCCGAUUUUGAUAUGUCCAAUCACGUACCCAGCGAGCUCCGCAAUUAUCGUUGGUGCAAUGUAUUUUCAUAUCAGGUGACUCAUAAUAUGAGCUGAUAACUGGAGUUGAGUGAACCAAUUAGAAAACUAGAAAUUCAAUAUUCGGAGUUAUAAGAAACUUCGGAUAUUAUGAGCGCUGUCAUUGGUUGAAAAACCGUGUUAUUUGUUUGAGUAACAAAACUCGGAGCUGAGCUAAAGCUGUCACGCCAUCUGCCAAUUUGUACAAUAUCCGACCAUUUCUCGGACUUCUCCCGAGCUUUUUUCGUCAAUCUAAACUCGGAGAAAUUUCGGAACAAGCGAGCCGGUAAGUAGCAACAGAAGAAGCAAACGAAGAUUUAUCAGGAUUUCAAGCGCCUUAAUUGACGUUAAUAUAACGCGAGCAGAGACCAAAAUCACCAAAGAGAAAACGAAAUAGACUGUGAGGGUUUUGAAGGUUUUCACGCUCAGUUAGACUGUAGCCUACGUACGUUAAUAAAACUCAAACACAGCUAACAGUCGUAUGGUACAUAUAUAGUUUUGUGUAAUUACACAGAAAAAAGAGGAAUUAUGAAAAUAAUGACCAAACUGGCCUAACUGUUAAAAUUUAUAUAAAUCGUGAUGUGUCAGAGCGACUGCGAUCAUGCGACGUAUCCCAGUCAACGCCCUGAUUUUCCAUCUGUCUCCUUAUGAUCUCUUGCAUAAAUCUAAGAAGUCAUAUUUACAGAUUACGUUUCAUUUGGCCGUAACGCAAAGUUUAGGUCCACACUUAAAGACAUUAUGAAAUCUUGAGAAUUCAAGACAGAUUUUCGCUAACUAUCUUCAAUAUUUCCCUCACAAAUAUUUCUAGCAAUGUGUUUUCAACAAGGAGUCGGACGAUACCGGGUUGCGCGUUUUCUGGAAUGGAGAUUUUCGCAUUUACAACUGUGAUUUAUGCUGUAAACGGUGGUACUUCACCUUUAACGGUGCAGAAUGCACCACUCCUGGCACCAUCGAAGGUCUUCUAUAUCUUUGGAAAGGCAAAGAUGAGGAAAAUAUCCACCGUAUCCGCCAUAUUGAAGGUGUGUGCAUGAACGUUGCCAAAGGCCAAGUCACAGUGGGUUUUUCGGUCGGUAACUGCCAAGGUUAUGGAGACGCUGAUGCCUUCACUGGCUGGAAUUCACUUGCCCGAAUCUAUGUGGAGGAAGUACCACCUCCGCAGGCUUAG